Messenger RNA from Rhopalosiphum padi (bird cherry-oat aphid), 1841 nucleotides. RefSeq names its product protein FAM114A2. The transcript is spliced from 8 exons. Lineage: Eukaryota; Metazoa; Arthropoda; Insecta; Hemiptera; Aphididae. Bases 269 to 1738 code for a protein of 489 amino acids. The record is from RefSeq and is a predicted model, not a curated record.
UAGAAUAGUGAAUACCUAUAUUGACGCGUGUAUUAUGUGAAUUAUUCAUCUAUGUAUAUAGUAUAUAUUUAUUACAUUAUGGUGUAGGUAUUUCAGGUUAUUUACCAUUACUAAAUGACUUAACUAUUUACCAACGUCAAUAUGUAUACUCUGUUAGAGUAAAUUCACUUAAAAAAAAAAAAAACAUUAAGAAAUUUUAAUUGGUUUAAAAUUGUGGUAAAUACUUGAGUUUUUUGUUCAUAUAUAUUAUAUAUAAUUUAGCGAAGUCAUGUCAGAUUCCGAAGUAGAGUUUGAAAGUGCUGAUGAAGGCAGUAAAGAUGAAGAUGGAUGGGAAAUUGAAAGUGAUUUUGAUCUACCAGAUGUUAAGCCUGUGUCUUUAGAACAUAAGCCAACUGAAACAAAGUUGUCUACUUUACCCAAUGUAUCUGAUAAUGCGGACACAAAACAUUCUGGGCUAAAUGAUGCAUCCAAUGCAGUGUCAACGGUACAGUCUAAAUUGGAUAAAUUAGUUGUAAACAAUGACAACAGCUCAAAUUCUGGAUCCCAAGUUUCUGAAAUUGAACAAAAUGAAAUCAAACAAACUAGUACACAAACAAGUGGUUGGGGUGGUUGGUCCAGUGGUUGGAGUGUUAAUUCACUUUUAUCAACGGCAAGCAUAUUAACAAACCAAGUUUCUCAAGGUUUAACUAAUGUUAUUGGAGCACCAGCACCUGAACAGUUAGCAUCAGUAGAUAAAGAUGAAGAAAUAAAAGAUUUAAAGGAAACAAAUGUGAAUGAUGAAAUAACUGAAAAACCAUCGGAAUCAAUAUUAGACGCCAAUUAUUUUUUGAGUAAUGUUAGUCAAAUUACAAAAAUUGUUGAAACUACUGGUAGUAAAAUUAUCAGUGGAGGUCUUGAUACAUUAGAAACAGUGGGCAAGAAAACAUUAGAAGUGUUACAAGAUGGUGAUCCUGGUUUGCGAAAAAAAAGAGCUAUGUUUUUUCAAAAUACUGAAAAAAUUAAUUUGUCACAGGUAUUACAAGAAGCUAAAGAAAAAUCUGAAGUUGAAUUCAAACAAAAUAAUCAAGUUGAAAUAAAAAAAGGAUAUGCAUAUUUGUUAGAUAGUUUUCAAGGAUUAAUUCAUUUAGAGAGUCUUGAAUUGUUAUCGAAACAAUGUCAAAUGAAACUUCAAACUGUUUUGUUAUCAUACUCAGGAACUCAGUUAACCGAGAUUCAAUAUAAAUUGGAUCAAAUAAAAGAUUUGUGUUAUUUUGAUUUUGAUGAUGAUGAAAAAAUAAUGACCACAGAAGAGUUUAAAAAUUCAUUAAUUGCUUGUAUUAAUCAAAUAAGUACUGAUGUAAAAACUGAGAAGAUCCUAAAAGUUAGUGAUUUAAUUGAAGAAAAAUCAAACAAAGAGUUUGAUAGUGAGGAUAGUAUUCAUAAUGAAGCUAUUUCAGCAUUAGCCGAAUUAACUGCAGCCGCAAUGGAAUUAUUCUAUAAAUUAGGGGAAAUGAUGAUGAUUGAUUCACAAAAUCAGCUAGUCACUGUAAAAGCUGAAAAACUUUCUCUCCUAAAUGAAUCUGUAUGUUGUCGAAUUCGAUUUAUUGCUAAUAAAUAUGCAAGUUUGUUGACAAAAUAUGAUGCUGAUGGUACUUCUAAUAAUAUUAGUGAUGUAUAUCUUGAGUCGUCCAAUAGUAGUUCAUACAUUCAAGAUGCUGCACAAUUGCUGAUACCUAUUUUACAACUAUCUGUUAUUUGAUAAACGAUAAACUAAAUAUUAUUUGUUUUUAUUUUUGUAUUAUACCUAAAUUAAUAUUAUACUAAGUUAUUGCAAUAUUAAAUAAUUGUAUUUUAUAUUUUCA